Molecule: messenger RNA, 2190 nt
Organism: [Torrubiella] hemipterigena
Lineage: Eukaryota; Fungi; Ascomycota; Sordariomycetes; Hypocreales; Clavicipitaceae
Source: the annotation of a GenBank genome assembly
CUGCCGUUGGCUGCCAGCAGAAGCGCCCCACUGUCGUUGCCGUGGCGAGACGUGCUUGUGCGCCCGCCGACGCCCAAAACGGGGAGACCCGCAAGCGUCUUGCCUGCCUUUGUGUACUGGAACGCAACCGCAGAAACCAGCCGGCUUCUUCUUUGAUCUUUGUCUUUUCUCGUCUUCUUCUAUUCGUCCUCCUUUCUUUGCUCCCUGAUUUGUAGCUCCUCUUUCUAGAAUUGAUUUCUCCCAUUGUCAUCAACGAGACGAUAGAUAUCUCUGCUGUCCUCUCUCCUCCUUCACCACGGCAAGCAGCACAAUCAACAAUAUCGCCCACCACUACCAUCACCCAACUCGAUACACCUCGCCUCAUAUCAACACGAUUCAAACAUGUCAUUCGCAAUGGAGAAUGCGCAGAACUCUGCUCCCGGUAGCGUUCAGGCAGCCAAGCUUAAUGCAUCCCGCAAAGGCCCUGACGCACAGAGCGUAACGAAGCGACUUCAAACCGAGCUUAUGCAGCUCAUGACAUCGCCAGCACCUGGUGUAUCAGCCUUCCCGUCCGCUGAUGGCAACCUUUUGUCUUGGACAGCAACCAUUGAAGGACCCGAUGACACCCCAUACUCCGGAUUGACCUUCAAGCUCAGCUUUGCCUUUCCUUCGAAUUACCCAUACGCACCUCCUACUGUUUUGUUCAAGACACCCAUCUACCACCCAAAUGUCGACUUCUCUGGUCGCAUUUGCUUAGACAUCCUCAAGGAUAAGUGGACAGCGGCGUACAACAUCCAGACUGUUCUCCUCAGUUUGCAGAGCUUGCUAGGUGAACCAAACAACUCUUCUCCUCUGAACGGAGAGGCCGCUGAGCUCUGGGACCAAGACACAGAGGAGUUCCAGCGAAAGGUGACGGCACGCCACCGUGACAUUGAAGAUGAGUAAAUAAUGUGUGAUGAAAACGUUUGCACUUGAAAUGCAUUGGAGAACGGGUGUCUGGUUUGGUCUUUGCUUGCGCUGUUUUGAUUAGCAUUUUUGCGAGGUGGGACUGGAUAUAUCGCUUUUGGCUUUCGGACGGGCAAAUCCUUUGCUCAGGUUAUGAAUAGUUGUAGAUUUGUUUCAUACAAAAUUCAAGCCGCUAUUGUACAUCAUCAUCAGCCCAUUGAUGCACAGAACAAUAACAAUCUUUACGACGAAGCUGUCAGUGUUGAUCAUGCGCGUGGAUGUUAGAUGUCAAGAUGAUGAGAGUCCAUGCAUUAGUAGAAAUUGGAUCUUACGUCCUGUUUAUUUUCUGCAUGAAAAGCUAGAAAAGCCGGUUGCAACUCCAAAAUGCCAAAUGCCACCAUAAACCAUUCAAAUUUUCCACACCCAAGAGCCUAACUCCAUUUUACUCUUCAACAACAACGGUGUGGAGGCCCUUGGGGUUCUUAACGUUAACGGCCUGCACGUAGCUGUAAAGCUUCUCCUUGGCACCCUCCUCGUCGUUUCUUCUGCGGGAAAUGCGGACGCGGAGUCUGUAGGCAACACCCUUAACACCCUGCUCCCAGACCUUCUUGUUAAGCACGGGGUCCACGCGGACAUCGGUGGUACCCUAUUAAAAUAACCUGGUUAGCAAAAACAAACUCGCCUCAGUUGUGCUCCGACUGCUGAUCCUCUUUCAACAGGCUACUGUAGUCUUGUGGCAGCACAGGGCCGUCGAAUUCGGAAGCUGGUCGUCGAGCGACUUGGGAUAUUUCAUCUUCGUACCAUAGCGCGGGUGGCGAAAGCCUUGAUCUCUCUGAUAGCGCGGGGAGCUCUCUUCUUGAAUGUGACACCGUGCAUCUUAAAAACGCAACCAUGUUAGCCUUUGCUGUUCUUCCAGUAUGUGUUUCGACCUCGUGAGGGUGGCUUGAUGCGACAAGCUUCGGCUCGGCAAAAGUCUUUCGCUCAGGAUUCGGAAUCGACCUACUCUCUUGUGCAUGUGGAUGGUGUAUUCGCGAGCAACAACGUCCGCAAUGGCGGAGCGCUGAGCCUUACCGGCAGGAGCCUUUCCCUUGGACGACAUUUCUGAAAAUUUGACGUUAGUAUUUGGUUGAUGCGGAUGACGUAUGGCGGCAGUAGCGAGGAAUAAGGGUGCAGUACGUCAAACAAUAUGUUGAACGAUGUUGUAUAGACGUAGAAGAGGUGGAAUUGACAGGUUUUAUUCGUACCUUCGGAGUGUCUCGUUAUGGC